Molecule: messenger RNA, 648 nt
Organism: Macadamia integrifolia
Lineage: Eukaryota; Viridiplantae; Streptophyta; Magnoliopsida; Proteales; Proteaceae
Product: probable steroid-binding protein 3
Exons: 1
Coding region: 142-441 (99 amino acids)
Cellular component (GO): membrane; endomembrane system
Source: RefSeq, a predicted model, not a curated record
UCAAUCUCGUUUUUUCCUCCAGAGCCUCACCUCACCUCACCUCACCUCAUCGAGUCAUCUCUGCAAAAUCAAAGGCAAACCAAUCUUUUGUCGCUCUCGGGAGAUUCAGAUUAUUCCUAAACUCGAACAAUCAAUUCUGAAAUGGAGCUAACAGAGGAGCAGCUUAAACAAUUCAACGGCUCGGAUCCAUGCAAGCCCAUAUACGUUGCUAUCAAGGGGAAGAUCUAUGACGUCUCCUCCGCCAAGAACUUCUAUGGUCCUGGCGGUUCCUACUGCAUGUUCGCCGGAAAAGAUGCAAGCCGAGCUCUGGCCAAGAUGAGCAAGAACGAAGAAGACGUCUGUGCUUCCCUUGACGGCCUCUCUGAGAAAGAGAUGGGGGUUCUCAACGAUUGGGAGAAGAAGUUCGAAGCUAAGUACUCUGUUGUUGGUCGCGUUGCUUAGAUUUCAUUUUCUUAUCUGUAACGAAUAAGAGUAUAUACAUAAAUAGAUACUUUGACCAAAGUUAUGUUCUGGGUUUCUGUUUGUUUUGUGAAAUGGAUCCUUUAUGUUGUUGCUGAUGGUAAUGAUGUUGUGUGUAGAUUUGGGGGUCUGCAGAAGAAUGUGUAUGUGGAUAAUGGUUAAUUAAAUAAAUGAUGGUUGUGUGGGAAA